This is a messenger RNA of Mizuhopecten yessoensis (Yesso scallop), 299 nucleotides long. RefSeq names its product serine protease inhibitor dipetalogastin-like. Gene Ontology annotation, molecular function: protein binding. The transcript is spliced from 3 exons. Lineage: Eukaryota; Metazoa; Mollusca; Bivalvia; Pectinida; Pectinidae. The record is from RefSeq and is a predicted model, not a curated record. The annotation marks the transcript as partial.
GGGUGUGGCAGAGGCCUGUAAAGGGGAGUGUCCGUGUAACAAAACCAAGCCCUGUAUAUGUACCGCAGAUUACCAGCCUGUGUGUGGUGUAAAUGGACAAACAUACGGAAACGUAUGCGGAGCUAACUGUGCUGGUUUGGACGUUGAGUGUACAGGUGAAUGUCCAUGUAAGAGUCAAAAGCCCUGUAUGUGUACGCGGGAAUUCAGACCUGUGUGUGGACUAAAUGGGAAAACUUACAGUAACACGUGCGAGGCGAAGUGCGCGGGUGUGUCGGAGGCCUGUAGAGGGGAGUGUCCCU